CGAAUUGAAUGCGUCAAUUUCAGCGACCUGGCAACCCUCGCCUACACAUGAUCUUCCUUGUUUUCCAACAUGGUAGUCACGAGCUAAAAGAAGGAAUCAGAUCCAAAACUUUUACAGUAUAUAACAGGUUUUAGAGGAUCUUGCACAAAAAUAAGCGGUUUUAUUUGAGUCUUUAUUGCAGGAUUAUUGUUGGAAUAAGAUGCUGACGCCUCUUCUGGAUUUUCAGACUCGUUUAGCUGAUAUUAUGGACACAUUGGCCAAAACGGCGGUGUUAGAGAUCAGUAAACUUGUGGAGCUGGAAUGUAAAAUCCUCUUGUCUGAGGUAACCCGAGGUCAACACGAGGUCGACUUCCUGAGGAAAAGACUGCAGCUGAUGGAGAAACACAUGUCAACAAAUAAUACAUCUCAGGUUGGAAACACUGGAACAUCAACCCUGUUUACAUCAGUACAGGAGCACAGCUCCAGAGCAGAGAACCACACCUCCAGAGCAGAGAACCACACCUCCAGAGCAGAGAACCACAGCUCCAGAGCCAAGAACCACAGCCCAAGAGCUGAGAACCACAGCUCCAGAGCAGAGAACCUCAGCCCCAGACCAGAGAACUACUUCUCCAGAACAGAGAGCGAGUCUUUUAUUAAAAGAGAGUGUGAGCUGGAAGAGUUCAGCAGAGGAGACGUUGAUCUGAUCGAAGCCACUGGGACCACUGAAUAUGGCCAUACUGAUAGAGAGAAACAGCAUAACUGUUUGCAGCAGCAUCACAGAGAAAAACAGACUUCUGAAGUGAAGAUUAAACAGGAGGGGUUCUGGGAUGAUGAAUUAAGGGGAGAGAAGACGAGAGACGAAGUGAACAGCACUGAGGAAACAUCCAGCAGACAUCUCAGUGAUGAAUGUGCCGACAGACAGAAUCAGGCUGUGAACACUGAAUUUUCAGCUCAUUCAGAAGACAGAAGCUGUUUUGAAAAUAUCUUUCAUGCUCCUGAAGGAUCAGAGAAUGAACCUACACAUGUGUAUCCCGUCCCGAAGCCGGUCAGGAGACGUGUGGCCUCCAGAUUUGAGGAGGAGAAGCGCUUCGCCUGUCCGCUCUGUGCAAAGUGCUUCAAGUGUUUCAGCCAGCUUGAAAUCCACAAGCGGAGUCACACGGGUGAGAAGCCGUACAGGUGCACGCUGUGCGGUAAGAGGUAUGCACAGAAAGGUCACCUGUACACACACCAGCGCACACACACUGGAGAGAAGCCAUACCGCUGCAUGCACUGCGGCAAAGCGUUCAUCCAGAAGUGUUCUCUGGACAUGCACCAGAGGACUCACACCGGAGAGAAACCCUUCAUCUGUGUCAAAUGUGGGAAAGGCUUUACCAAGAAAUUCAAUCUGAACAAACAUCUGGCUGUACAUUCAGAGGUCACAUCUGGCUUCAGUGAUCUGAGCGGCAGAACUGUGAACGGACCCGAGCUCCGUUCUCCAAACGUCUAAUUGUAUUUGACAUCCUGACCUUCGACAACACUUUAACAUGCUAGCUAUCUUUUGUUAAAAUUACCUUCCACAUUGUUAAGAGAAUGUUUUAUUCCGCUACGUCAUUUUAUCUGGCUAAUGAGCACAAACUUGUGCUAGCAACCUGUGGAAAGGGAAAUGGCUAAUAAAUAGCUCAUGUUACCUAGCUAAUAUUUACACAUGAUCAGACCAUUCCUAUAAUAUUAGCUAACUAACAUGACCUAGCAAACCAAUUGCUAAUACAUAAGCUACAGAACUAGAGUGAACUAAAACAGCUAAUUCACAGAUUUGUUAUCUAGCAAACUAAUGUUAAGUGACGGUAAGGUUAUAUAAGGUUUAAAAUAAGUUCAAAUUAGCUAAAAAGUUGUUACCUAGCAUUACCUUACGAGCAGUGGCUAGUUCUUAGUUAUUGUUUGUUAGAUGAUAUGAAUGUUGUUAUCUAGCUAACUAACAUUAACUGAAACAGCAACUUAAUUUUUGCCAAGAUCAUUAAUUAUCACAAGUGUCACAAGAGUCACAUGUUAAUUGGACUGGAUUGCUGUGAUUUAGCGAGCUAGCUAUCUUGGCUAAAACACCUUACCACAAUUUAACUAACUAACCGGCGCUUAACCAUCUUAAUAUUUAAUGAUUCUGUGUGAAAUUGAUAAAACUUUCUGAAUUUUGCCUUUUUUUCUAGUAAGAUAUUUGUAAGGAUAAAAAACCUUAAGUUGCCAACCAAGCUCUUUUUUAUCAACUAAAAUUUAGUAACAUGUUUAAAUAUAACUAUGCCCCAAACAUCCUUUUGUAAAAUGUUUUAUUUAAAAUUCAAACACUAAACAAAUUAUUAGAUGACUUGUCUAUUGUUAGCUAGCCAACACAAUGAGAACCACCAUUUCACUAACUGUACAAUCUGAACUAUUAUUAUGUGAUUUCAGCCAAACAUUUAAGUAUAAAAAUGCUGAAUGAUUUUCAACCCUUCCAGCUUUAUCAUAUUUUCCUCACACCUUUUACAAAGCUGCUAAUCGAUGUCGCUCGGUUUGAAUGUGUCUCAAUGACCCUGCCAAUGUCUAAUCUGCUACAGCAUGGUACUGCAGGAUUGUGCACUCUGAUUGAUGAAAUAAUGGAGUUUUAUAUUAAGUUUAUCUAAAAAUCAAAUGUUUCCAGGAUAACGGCUCACAGAUUCACCAGACUGAUGUAUUUAUGUGGAAAAGUAUAUUAAAAAAUGUCACACAGUCAAA
Molecule: messenger RNA, 2700 nt
Organism: Tachysurus vachellii
Lineage: Eukaryota; Metazoa; Chordata; Actinopteri; Siluriformes; Bagridae
Product: zinc finger protein 37 homolog
Exons: 4
Coding region: 200-1465 (421 amino acids)
Biological process (GO): regulation of transcription by RNA polymerase II
Molecular function (GO): RNA polymerase II cis-regulatory region sequence-specific DNA binding; DNA-binding transcription factor activity
Source: RefSeq, a predicted model, not a curated record